Emericellopsis cladophorae is the source of this 1647-nucleotide messenger RNA. Its product is annotated as F-box only protein-like protein. Gene Ontology annotation, molecular function: DNA binding; protein binding. The record is from RefSeq and is a predicted model, not a curated record. The transcript is spliced from 2 exons. Lineage: Eukaryota; Fungi; Ascomycota; Sordariomycetes; Hypocreales; Bionectriaceae. Bases 1 to 1647 code for a protein of 548 amino acids.
AUGACGCUCAACCAGCUACCCGACGAGGUCUUGCAACAAGUACUCCAUUACGGCUCGCCCGAGGACACCCUCUUCAAUCUGAGGCCUUUGAGUCGGCGCUUUAGGCUCUUGACGCAUGAGCCACUGCUGUGGAAGCACUUUUGCGCGACGAGCUUCAGCCAUUGGAGUGAGCACCACGCCUUCCACGGGAAACUGCCACAGCCUGCAUCCUCUGUGGACUGGGAGGCUUUGUUUGUCUUGCGCAAGAAGCAGAACAUCCAAGUGGCAGGCUGGUUUGAGCACAUCUUGGAGACGUCCCAAGGUCGCUAUGAGCGCUACGGCUUGAUAGGUGCUCUAGGAUACGACGCCAAAGAUGUUCUAUUAGAACAGUGUGCAUGCGCAGACGAACUAGACGAUCAUCUGGCUCGCAGAUACUAUGCAGAAUCUCUUAUCCGCGCCAUUCACCGCGACAUCGCCAUCGAGCAGUGGCGCAUGCUUGCGAACCCGCGUGAACCUGAUCCGCCCCUUGAGAAGGUAUUCGGCGCCUUUGACAUGUUCGUCCUUGGCGCGGAGUACGGCGACCUCGAUGAUAUCUCAGACAUGCUUGAUCAACACGCGCACAGCUUCCGAAAGGCUCACCCUGGGUUGGAUGGUAUGACAGCCAGGUCCAAAGCUCUGGCCCUGGUUCGCUGGGUCCGAUCUGAGAACUUGGUCGGCAUGGAUGACCAGCUUCACAACUAUCGCAACUUGCGGAAUUGCCUUCUAGGUCAGGCUUUGCGACAUGAGGAACACGAGUCUCUUCCUCUGAUCUCAAGCGUCAUAUACUGUUGUCUGGCCCGAAGAAUUGGGCUGGACGCGCAGUCAUGCAACUUUCCCGGUCAUAUAUUUACGGUUGUCUCGGCAGCCCAGGGCUGUUCGCUCAACAGCCCGCGACACGGAGCUGUGGUAUCUGAUGAGGAAUGGCAGGAGCACAUGUAUCUUGAUCCGUUCGGUGCCGAUGACGAAGUCUCGGUAGAUUAUCUCAAGAGCAGGUUGGCGGCCAUGGGCGAAACGCAGGGAACCGAUGCUUAUCUUGCGCCCAUGCAUGUCAAGACCUUGCUCAAUCGACUUGGACACAACAUCAGUGCUACAUUCCGCAUCGCGACAGCUCAUCAGAACCCCCAGACCCCUUUGAUCAGUACUCUCAUACGGAGCAAUCAUCUGUCCAACGUCAGCACCUGCCUUUACGCUACUAUGUGGUCAGCCCUCAUUGUUACGCCAUCCAUCUCCUGGGGCGAGCUAGACUUUUUCUUGGGUCAAUUCGCUAGCUCAUGGCCGGAGGACGUUUGGCUGGUCCGAAAAUAUCUACGUCAAGGGCAACACGGGAGGGCGACCACGGACGGGAGCUGGGAAAUCCUCAAUGAGAUCGACGCCCGUGAUCAGGCACAGCCCAAGACCAGAAGCCUGAGGAACCACAUUGAGCGGCAGGCUCGUGGCAUCUACCCGAGAUAUCAUGUCGGCGAAGUUUUUACCCAUCGGAGAUACGGGUACAUUUGCGUUAUUACCGGCUGGAGUGAUCAACUCAGUCGACGGCAAGCAGCGGCCGAAAGGCUGGGCGACCGCGGGCACGUUGGUGACAUCAACCACAUACGAUUCAACGACGACCAUACAUAUUACACAUACAUGUAA